AUUUAGUUGUUGGUUCCAUUUUUCGAAUUAGCAUUGCACUUCGCUACUCUCAUAAACUGCAACUACGCACACUACAAACACUACAGAUUCUCUAAUCAGUCCUUACCGAACUCCUGCAAUACAUCUUUCAAUACUAGCACCAUGGAUUCUGCGGGCUCAAAGUCAGCCAUGUCGAAUGACAUGCAAGAGAUCACUCAGGGGAAGGAGGACAUCACCAACCGGAUUCGGGGCCACAAGGCCAACCUGUCCAACCCGAACACCAGUGAAGAAUCCAAAGAGAACAGCAGGGAGGCCUUGAAGGAGCUUGGAGGCGAUGACACCCUUGAGGACCGCCGUAACAACCCCGUUAGCAAGAGUGCUGCCGAUAAGUUGUACGGCACCCGUGCUGCUGCUGGUUGAACGGACGUGACAAGGGGCUAGCCCAACGGAUUUCGUUCAUUUAUCGCUAUCGAGACGCAGAAAUAGAAAGCUUUCAAGUACAUCAAAGCAUAUGGAACCUCAA
Chaetomium fimeti is the source of this 502-nucleotide messenger RNA. RefSeq lists its product as uncharacterized. The transcript has 2 exons. The coding region runs from base 142 to 399 and encodes 85 amino acids. NCBI's taxonomy places the organism in Eukaryota, Fungi, Ascomycota, Sordariomycetes, Sordariales, Chaetomiaceae. The record is from RefSeq and is a predicted model, not a curated record.